Bombina bombina (fire-bellied toad) is the source of this 540-nucleotide messenger RNA. RefSeq names its product basic leucine zipper ATF-like transcription factor 3 (gene BATF3). The coding region runs from base 160 to 540 and encodes 126 amino acids. NCBI's taxonomy places the organism in Eukaryota, Metazoa, Chordata, Amphibia, Anura, Bombinatoridae. Gene Ontology annotation, cellular component: nucleus. The transcript has 3 exons. Gene Ontology annotation, biological process: regulation of transcription by RNA polymerase II. Gene Ontology annotation, molecular function: RNA polymerase II cis-regulatory region sequence-specific DNA binding; DNA-binding transcription factor activity, RNA polymerase II-specific. The record is from RefSeq and is a predicted model, not a curated record.
UCCUGCAGUCAGACAUCCAACGAGCCCAUCGGUCAGUAGCCACUGGAUCCCAUUCAGUGUGCUACAUCUCUGCUCUUUCAAAAUUUACUGGAGAUUUCCUUGGAAUUCCUGGUGUUGUCCCAUGUGGAUGCCUUGUUUUUAAUCACCAGAAGAGGCAACAUGUCAGACAGGUCACCUUCAACCAGCAGUACAUUCCACAGAAGCGCCCCAAGCACCUCCGGAUCAGAAGCAGAUGUGCUGUCCCAGGGCUCAGAUAUAAGUGACAGAAAAGUGCGGAGGAGAGAAAAGAACAGAGUAGCAGCACAAAGAAGUCGAAAAAAACAGACGCAGAAAGCAGACAAACUACAUGAGGAAUAUGAAUGUCUUGAGCAGGAAAAUUCAUCUUUGAAAAAGGAGAUAGGGAAACUGACUGAUGAACUGAAACAUCUGAGUCAGGUGCUAAAAGAUCACGAGCUGAUAUGUCCUUACUUACACUGUCCGGUAAACUUUGUGACUGUUCCCAGGGUGACAGAUGCGAUUUCUAGCUGCUUGCCUCGAUGA